GGAGGCAGACACACGGAAGGAGGAGCCAAGCUUCCGCCGGCCGCUCGACACACGGGCUCGCACACCGGGGCAUCAUGACGGAGAACGGCAGCGCGGGCGGCGUGGACUCGGAGCCGAACGGAGGGCCGUGCUGCGGCUCCGAGCCGGGCGACAGGCUCCUCCUCCGGCGGAGGCUGAAGAGCGCCGAGCCCGGCAACAGGGUGACGGUGGUGCUGGGCGCUCAGUGGGGGGACGAGGGCAAAGGCAAGGUGGUGGAUUUGCUGGCGCAGGAUGCCGACAUCGUGUGCAGGUGCCAGGGAGGAAACAAUGCAGGCCAUACUGUGGUAGUGGAUUCUGUGGAAUACGACUUCCAUCUUUUACCCAGUGGAAUCAUCAAUCCCAAUGCCAUUGCAUUCAUUGGUAAUGGGGUCGUCAUUCAUUUACCCGGUCUCUUUGAAGAAGCUGCAAAAAAUGCAAAGAAGGGAAAAGGUCUUGAAGGUUGGGAGAACAGAUUAAUCAUUUCGGACCGAGCUCAUAUUGUAUUUGAUUUCCACCAAGCUGCUGAUGGUGCUCAGGAACAACAGAGGCAACAACAAGCUGGAAAAAACCUGGGCACCACGAAGAAGGGAAUUGGUCCGGUGUAUUCUUCAAAAGCAGCUCGGAGUGGGCUCAGGAUAUGUGACCUCCUGACUGACUUCGAUGACUUUUCUGAAAGGUUUAAAGUGUUGGCAAAUCAGCACAUGUCAAUGUACCCUACACUGGAUGUUGACUUAGAUGGAGAACUAGAGAAGCUCAAGGGCUACGUGGAGAAACUCAAGCCCAUGGUAAGGGAUGGCGUCUAUUUCAUGUACAAAGCCUUGCAUGGUCCAGAAAAGAAGAUUUUGGUUGAAGGAGCGAAUGCAGCCUUACUAGAUAUCGAUUUUGGUACUUACCCUUUUGUGACAUCAUCGAACUGCACAGUGGGUGGUGUGUGCACAGGGCUGGGAAUCCCUCCUCAGAAUGUUGGGGAAGUGUACGGAGUGGUGAAGGCCUACACAACAAGGGUUGGCAUUGGUGCUUUCCCUACAGAACAAAACAAUGAUAUUGGUGAAUUGCUGCAGUCCCGUGGGUCAGAAGUGGGUGUCACUACAGGCAGGAAGAGGCGGUGUGGCUGGCUGGAUCUAGUUUUGCUGAAGUAUGCUCACAUGAUUAAUGGCUUUACUGCUUUAGCACUUACCAAACUGGACAUCCUGGAUGUAUUUACAGAGAUUAAAGUUGGAGUAGCUUAUAAGGUUGAUGAAAAAGUAAUACCACACUUUCCAGCUAACCAAGAGGUCUUGAACAAAGUGGAAGUUCAGUAUGUGUCUCUACCUGGCUGGAACACCAGCAUUGCAAAAGCCAGGACAUUUGAAGAUCUGCCUACAAAUGCCAAGAGCUAUGUCCGAUUUAUCGAGGGACAUCUUGGGGUGCCUGUUAAGUGGAUUGGGAUCGGGAAGUCAAGAGAGUUGAUGAUCCAACUGUUCUAAGAUUGGUGUUGCCAAGAAGAGCCUCCUAGCCCCAGAGUAGACUUCGGCAAGUUGAAAUCUGGAUGCAUUUGGUCUUCAAAUACCAAAAUUAGUAUUGUUUGUAUCUGGCAGAAAUGUAGGGAAUUAUUGUUCUUGUGUGGGUGAGGGGAAGAAUGGAUGCUAUUUCAAAUCAGCUUGUGAAAAUGACUUUGAAACAAUAAUUAAAUUUCAUUUCAUUCAGGGAUAGUUUCAUAACCUGCUGUCACAAAGUGUUCGAAGCAGUUGUGCUGACAUUGGGAUCCAGUAUAAUGGCACUAGUUUGAUAUAUAAAUAUAUGUUGUUGCUUUUUAAGAGUUGAUAUGAAUUGGGUAAUAUUUUUGGUUAAGUUAAUUUUCUGAAUUGAAAAUAAAAGCAAAAAAUACUCUUUGUAUUUCACAGAAGUAUAUUGCUGGUGUUUGUUUGCCCAGACUAAACUAAAAAAUAUUUCUUUCUGGUUUCUAACUUAAAAAUGGUGGAUCAUUCUUUGUGGCACCAAGCAAGAUCAUGUCAGUUGUCAUUCCCUGACUUUCUCUUGGAGUUAUUUGGAGGUGAAAGAUAUGUUCCUAAUGCCUUAAGGUAGACAGACUCCACACUGCAAAUCAACUGUCAUUGAUCACUGGCAGGAGGCAGUGGUUGAGGACGAACUGGUUGCAAAUGAUAGGAAGAUUUGUGUUGUUACCACAAUAGGACAUGUCUCUUUCUUGUCUUGAUUAUUCCACAUUUGAAGUCCAGUAGCAUGUUCUCUUCACAGCUGCUGGAGAUGAAGUUGUGAAAUUGUGGUUAAAGUUCCUAUCCUUCAGAUUUUAAAAUUGCAGCAGGAAUGCCAUCUCCUUCCAUACCCUGAAUGCUUUUCAGUUAGGAUGUAGUCUUUUGGGCUGCUUGUUGGUCUGGGUGACAGUCAGUCUGCAGUAGAUAGGUUGCUGUGAAAUGAAGUCAAAGAUGCUCACAUUAAAGGCAAAUUCACAGUUUGAGGAGUUCAUUGACAUGUUCUUUCCAGCCUAUGCUGACAGCCUCUCUGUCCUUAAUAAAUUCACCUUCAUGGUUGGAUUUCAUUGAACUAUUGGUGAGCUUGAUGUCACUGAAAAAUAUGCUUACUUCAUGAUUAUCAGUGGGUUUCCUAUCACCAUCUGCCUGUAGGUCAUGGGUUUUCUGUUAGUCUUCCGUUAGCCUAUAGAGCUGCCUCUUUUUCCUUGAGCCAUGGUGGAGCUUUCAAACCAGAAACACCUUGUAUUUAUGAUGAACCAGCUCCUGGAUCGUUGGUCAUUGUUAGCUCUUAUGUUUUAUGGUGGAGAAGCUAUGAGUCUGUCCAUGGGAGCCACAGGUAUUUGGUAGAGAGGUGCCACCAACAACCUCUGAAGAAUUCUCCAAAUCUAUCGGCAGGAUUACGGAGCCAGUGCCAGCAUCCUCUCUCAGACUAAUGUCCCCAAUACUGAGGCCCUAAUUGCAUUCAGUGUGUUCUAUUGGGCAGGCCGUGUUCUGAUUUCUGACACCAGAUUCCCAAAACAAGCACUCUGUUCCAAGUUUUUUUAUGCCAACAGAUUACUAUGUGGGUAGAAGAAAUGUUCAAAAACCUUCUCAAAGCAUCUCUGAAAAAAGUGUAACAUCUCCCAGGCACGUGGGAAUCAAUAGCACAUGACCACUCAAUAGGGAGAAGCUUCUCUAAGGUGGAGCUGAGAGCCCCAAGUCCAUUUCCCUGGAGUACACAACUUAGCUUAAGCAGUUUAGAGAUUUAGCAUGGAAUAUGCCCUUCUGGCCUUUCAAGCCCUGUCAGCCAGCAGCUCACUGAUUUGACCCUAGCCUAAUCACAGGACAAUUUACAAUGACCAAUUAACUUACUGACCAGUACAUUUUUGGAAACCAGAGCACCCGGAGGAAACCCAUGCCAAGGACAUACAGACUUGCUUACAGAGGACGCUGGAAUUGAACUCCGAACUCCAAUGCCCCGAGUUGUAAUAGCAUCUCUCUAACCGCUACGCUAUCAUGGCCCCAAUGACAUGUGUCCAUUGAAAAACCCGCCCAGCUCUUCCCCCAUCUAUGGCAGCUCCCCAACUGACCUGAAUAGGCACCUCAGAACCUACAGAACAGGAAUGAAUGUAAGUCAGCUGUAAUUCUGAGAGACUUCCGAAGAAAAAGAUAACUCCUCAUAGUAUUACCUCAUGAGCUUUUUGGGGAAAUGCUACAAGCUUAAUUAUGGUACAAUUGACACCAAUUGCAAUGUUGUUGAGACUGUUGACAAUGUUUGAAAUUGUGGAUUAUCAUGUUAAUGUGCUUGUCACAGGCAAACUUCUCAUGGUGUGUGAAUUGUAUGGCAUAAAGCAAAAUAUUUUCUUUUCAUACACAGUUCAGUUCUCUCCAGGUGUAGGUACAACCUCUGGUGACCAGGGAUAUAAGACUUUGGGUCUUUGGCCCUUGUGAGGAAGAUUUAAUUUCAUUGCUACUUUGCCUUGCUUGCAUUAGCAUAUGUUGCUGAAUAGAGAAAUGUAUGCCAUUGCACUGCAUUGACAUUAAUGAUGAAAGAUGCAUCAUUGUAGCAUGAAGUAAACGAUGGUCAACAUUUAACAACUGUGAACAAUGUUUAGAAGCUAUGCAACUCCGUAAUGGAAGUUUCGAAACUGAGGCAAAACUGUUGUUUUAAGAUUUAAUACACAAGGCUAUCAGAGAUAACAAGAAAACCUGAUUCAUUAAAAAGGAUUGAAAUGGUUGUUUUCCCUUGCAUAAAGUGUAGUUAUUUAGUCUUCCUUAGUAAGAGCUUGAAUGUUGUUUGAUGCCUAUGGAAACUCCAAGCUAGACAGAGAAGGUAAGAGUUCUGAUUUAAUCAAUUUGAUUUUAGAGAAGGAAACAUUGGCAAUUCAAAUCAAUGAUUACUUAAAGUUAUAAUUUGUGAAAUGUAUAUUUUUAUAUCAAAAUUCACUGGAGAGAAUAGAAUGACUGAAUGUAUUGUGAAAAUUGCUGUGCUGCUUGAUUUCUGAGUUUAUGAAGUUCAUUGUUUUUUCAGGACUGAACCACAAAGAGCUAAAAGCCAUUCAGAUCCUUUUGUUGGCUCUUUUAUGAAGUCAUCUACUUGCCUUCUAUUUUCCCCAAAGCUUUUUAUGCUGCUUGUCCAUGUUGUUCUUAUGGAGUCAGUAUACAAUUGUCUUAAAGCACCUCCUCUGUACAUUAAAAUAAAUAAAUUUCAGAAUCUGUGUGACUCAACACAGGUACUCUUGCAGAGAGAAGCAUUUCAGUGCUGUAUGUACUGCAGCACUUUCUGAGCAAGCAGGUAUCCCAAAGCUGAGAAAGAUCAGUGUCAAGAAUUUUUAAGCAGUGGUUAGUUUUCUGCACCAGCCUGUACAGCAGUUUUUAAAAUAUUGUAACUUCUUCCAAUAAAACCCAAUGCCUGUGCUUGAUCUUUUUAAAAAGUAAAGAUGUUAUGAAAGCUUGCAGUUUGGUACCUCCUUUGGGUUUGUUUUAACCAUAUUUCUAGAGAAGAUUAUUGCAUAUUUGCACAGAUUUUUGCCAUGCUAACUACUCUCUUAAAAAUUGUUUUCCUAUGUUUCUGCCUACCAGGCUGUUAUUUGGAAGAAUAUGGCUAACUGCACUGUAAAUAAUUAACAUGGCUAAUGUGCAGGAUGUUUUUCCUGGGGUUGGUGUCAUAUACAAUGAAGAUUCAUGUGCAGUACGCAUGAAUGAUUAUGUAUACAAGCUGUAUGUGUUUUACUUUGUAAAUUAUGCAACUGUUCUCUUUUUAAACACAUAACUAUUGAAACUCUGGGUGGGCUGUUAAGAACUUAACUACAGAAAAUAAAUCCUGGAAUGUAAA
Molecule: messenger RNA, 5301 nt
Organism: Hypanus sabinus (Atlantic stingray)
Lineage: Eukaryota; Metazoa; Chordata; Chondrichthyes; Myliobatiformes; Dasyatidae
Product: adenylosuccinate synthetase isozyme 2-like
Exons: 13
Coding region: 75-1484 (469 amino acids)
Biological process (GO): IMP metabolic process; 'de novo' AMP biosynthetic process
Cellular component (GO): cytoplasm
Molecular function (GO): adenylosuccinate synthase activity; GTP binding
Source: RefSeq, a predicted model, not a curated record